Messenger RNA from Dentiscutata erythropus, 144 nucleotides. Lineage: Eukaryota; Fungi; Glomeromycota; Glomeromycetes; Diversisporales; Gigasporaceae. The record is from the annotation of a GenBank genome assembly.
AUGGACAACAUGGACGAAACUGAGGCGAAAGAGAAGGUAGGGACUUGUGACACCGAAGUGACUGACGAUGCAACAUUGGUUGAGCUAGAACCAUCUUUUCCAGAAGAUACCAUUGUAUUGUUUGCAGAAACUGCAGACAUAUAA